This is a messenger RNA of Penicillium crustosum, 1206 nucleotides long. Its product is annotated as sphingolipid delta(4)-desaturase family protein. NCBI's taxonomy places the organism in Eukaryota, Fungi, Ascomycota, Eurotiomycetes, Eurotiales, Aspergillaceae. Gene Ontology annotation, cellular component: membrane. The transcript has 4 exons. The record is from RefSeq and is a predicted model, not a curated record. Gene Ontology annotation, molecular function: sphingolipid delta-4 desaturase activity. Bases 1 to 1206 code for a protein of 401 amino acids. Gene Ontology annotation, biological process: ceramide biosynthetic process.
AUGUCUGCGGUUGUUGAAACAAGUUCACCGCACCUCCGGGUGUCGGCAGCCAAGGCAUCCGACAAAACACAGCCAGAGUCCACCAGAAUCCAGGCACCGGAGGCUUUAGUCGAGGACCAUUUCUUCUGGACAUACACCGAAGAGCCGCAUCGCUCAAGACGACAGGCAAUUAUCAAGGCCCAUCCGGAGGUUACUAAACUAUGUGGCCCCGAGCCUCUCACCAAAUGGGUCGUCCUCGGUGUCGUGUCCCUACAACUCACCUGUGCUUACCUCCUCCGCAACACCUCGAUGCUCGAUUGGCGGUUCCUGGUUACCGCAUACGUGGUCGGUGCGACUUGCAACCAGAACCUGUUCCUCGCCAUUCAUGAGAUUUCACACAAUCUGGCAUUCCGGUCUGCUCUCGCCAACCGAUUGCUCGCCAUCUUCGCCAACCUCCCUAUCGGACUGCCGUACAGUGCAGCGUUCAGACCCUACCACCUGACGCACCACAAGUCCCUCGGCGUAACAGGCCUCGACACCGACCUCCCCACAGCAGUGGAAGCCUUCUUCCUAAACUCCCUCCUAGGCAAGACCUUCUUCUGCACCUUCCAAAUCCUCUUCUACGCCGUGCGCCCAAUCAAACUAUGCGGCGGCAUGCAACCCGUGCUAUACUUCCUGCUGAGCUCAUUCCUCGCCGGAUCCCUGCACCCCUGCGCAGGACACUUCAUCGCAGAGCACUACUUCUUCUCAAACGUGAAGAGCGGCGGCACAGAGUCCCUGACAGAGCUGAAGAAGAACGAGAAGCCCAAGGCCCCCCACCCGCUUGAUUCCCUGCCUCCUCCGGAGACAUACUCGUACUACGGCCCGCUCAAUAUCCUCACCUACAAUGUCGGGUUGCACAACGAGCACCAUGAUUUCCCUGCUAUCCCCUGGACUCGAUUGCAUAAGCUGCAUGAGAUUGCGCGCGAGUUCUAUGAGCCGUUGCCUUGCCACCGGAGCUGGGUUUGGGUUAUUUAUACUUUCAUCUUGGAUAAGGAUGUUGGUCCGUGGUGUCGUGUGAAGCGUGAACAGGGUGGACGCAUUGUUGGUGGUGGGAAGAAGCGCGGUGGUGAUUCUGCUGCAUCUAAGCAGUGGAAUGGACGUGGUGGUGAGGGCAUUUCGGCUGCGUCGGCGGGUCCGGCGGGCGAAGAGGGUGAUGGGUGGAAGGAGAGUGAGAUUCAAUGUUAG